AUGGUGGAGGAGUUCCGAAAGCUGGUGGUGCAGCUUGGCGGCGAGACGCUGACGGUAGCGCAGGUGGCGGCGGUCGCAGCCGCCAGGGGCUCGAGGGUGGUGCUGGAUGAGUCGGCCCGGGCCGGCAUGGAGGCGAGCAGCAACUGGGUGAGGGAGAGCAUGGAGAAAGGGACAGACAGUUACGGCAUCAUGACCGGGUUCGGGGCGUCCUCGCACCGGAGGACCAACCAGGGUGCGGCCCUCCAGAAGGAGCUCAUUAGAUUCUUGAAUGCCGGCAUCUUCGGCAAGGGGGCUGAAUCGUGCCAUAUGCUGCCUCGCUCGGCCACGAGGGCUGCGAUGCUGGUGAGGAUCAACACCCUACUCCAGGGCUACUCCGGCAUUCGGUUUGACAUCCUGGAAGCAAUCGCCAAGCUCCUCAAUGCGAGCAUCACUCCCUGCUUGCCACUGCGUGGGUCCAUCACGGCCUCAGGAGAUCUUGUCCCGCUCUCCUACAUCACAGGGGUCCUGACCGGGAGACCGAAUGCCGAGGCUGUGGGACCCGAUGGAGAGCUGCUUGAUGCCAAGGAAGCCCUCCGCCUUGCCAGCAUAACAUCGGGCUUCUUUCAGCUGCAGCCAAAGGAGGACCUCGCACUUGUCAACAGCACUGCAGUUGGGUCGGGGCUGGCUGCGAUGGUCCUCUUUGAUACCAACAUUCUUGCUGUUCUCUCGGAGAUCUUAUCGGCAAUCUUUGCGGAGGUGAUGCAGGGCAAGCCCGAAUUCACCAAUCAUUUGACGCAUAAAUUGAAGCACCAUCCCGGUCAGAUCGAAUCUGCGGCUAUCAUGGAACACAUUUUGGAUGGAAGCGCCUAUGUCAAAGCAGCGAAGAAGCUGCCCGAGCUUGAUUCCUUGCAAAAGCCAAAGCAAGAGAGGUACGCUCUGAGGACUUCACCGCAGUGGCUUGGCCCACUGAUCGAAGUGAUUCGAUACUCAACCAAAUCGAUAGAAAGAGAGAUCAACUCAGUCAACGACAACCCCCUGAUCGACGUCUCAAGGAACAAGGCCUUGCACGGCGGCAACUUCCAGGGGACACCGAUUGGCGUCGCCAUGGAUAACACUCGCUUGGCCACCGCGUCUAUGGGGAAGCUCAUGUUCGCACAGUUCUCCGAGCUUGUCAACGACUUCUACAACAAUGGCUUGCCUUGCAAUCUGGCCACUGCUAUGGCGUCCUACUGCUCUGAGCCGCAAUUCCUGGCAAAUCCAGUCAUCAAUCACGUGGAGAGUGCAGAGCAACACAACCAGGACGUGAACUCCCUUGGCCUGAUCGCCUCAAGGAAGACGGCCGAGGCAGUCAAGAUCCUGCAGCUCAUGUCGAGUACCUUCUUGGUGGCGCUCUGCCAGGCAGUUGACCUGAGGCAUCUUGAGGAAAAUCUGAAGAGCACAGUGAAGAGCACGGUGGGCCAAGUGGCCAAGAGGACCCUCACCACCGGCUCGAACGGGGAGCUCCACCCAUCGAGGUUCUGCGAGAAGGACCUGCUCAAAGUGGUGGAUUGGGAGAAUGUCUUUGCCUAUGUGGAUGACCCCUGCAGCGCAACCUACCCACUGUGUCAACACCCACUGAUGGAGAAGCUCAGACAGGUCCUGGCGGAACACGCAUUGUCGAACGGAGAGAGUGAGAAGAACUCGAGCACCUCAAUUUUCCACAAGAUCAGAGUGUUCGAGGCCGAGCUGAAGGCUGUGUUGCCAAAAGAGGAUGAGAGCACCCGCUCGCGUUCGAGAGCGGGAACGUGA
Molecule: messenger RNA, 1767 nt
Organism: Syzygium oleosum
Lineage: Eukaryota; Viridiplantae; Streptophyta; Magnoliopsida; Myrtales; Myrtaceae
Product: phenylalanine ammonia-lyase-like
Exons: 3
Coding region: 1-1767 (588 amino acids)
Biological process (GO): L-phenylalanine catabolic process
Cellular component (GO): cytoplasm
Molecular function (GO): phenylalanine ammonia-lyase activity
Source: RefSeq, a predicted model, not a curated record